Penicillium daleae is the source of this 267-nucleotide messenger RNA. RefSeq lists its product as uncharacterized. The coding region runs from base 1 to 267 and encodes 88 amino acids. NCBI's taxonomy places the organism in Eukaryota, Fungi, Ascomycota, Eurotiomycetes, Eurotiales, Aspergillaceae. The record is from RefSeq and is a predicted model, not a curated record. The transcript is spliced from 3 exons.
AUGGAGGUUAAUCGCGACCCCGAGAAAGCGAUGUAUCCGGCGAACACGAUCGUCAAGCUUCUACAGUUAGAAGAUCUCGAGUACGCUCUCAUCGGUCGCCCUAGUGCCGGUCUUUCUAUCGAACAGCGUAAGCGUCUCACAAUUAGUGUUAAGCUCGUAGCUAAGCCUAGUAUUCUGAUCUUCCUCGACGAACCUACUUCUAGUCUCGAUAGCCAAGCUGCAAAUAACACGGUACGCUUCUUACGCAAACUCGCGGAAGUCGGAUAA